Molecule: messenger RNA, 3468 nt
Organism: Ruditapes philippinarum (Manila clam)
Lineage: Eukaryota; Metazoa; Mollusca; Bivalvia; Venerida; Veneridae
Product: ficolin-2-like
Exons: 7
Coding region: 85-1335 (416 amino acids)
Source: RefSeq, a predicted model, not a curated record
UGUACCAUACCAUAGAGACGGGACAUUGAUUCGGUCGUUGUUUGAUUUCAUUUUAUAAAGCUGUAAUAUUUUUCUUUUAAUACAAUGGCUUUUACUGCUGGAAUUAUAAUAAUUAACGCUGUCCUAUUCGGGACAGUUUACUCAAACAAAUGUAGUUCAUUUGAAGCAAGCAAGGACAAUCUUAAUAAAGCCUUGAUCGGUCAUUCCGUGUUAGAAGUUAAUGAUAAAAACCAUCACGAUUGUGCGCGAACCUGUAUGUCAAUGUCCGUCUGUAAAUCGUUCGACUUUGACAGAAACGAGCACGUGUGUAAAUUAAACGAUGUUGACAAGUCGUCCGUUGAUCCAUCGGAGUUUGAAACAAAAAGAGGCGCUAUUUUCUCUGAUAUCAGCGAAUGGCCUAGCGCAAUGGUUGGAAGUUGUAGCUCAAGGCCGUGUAAAGCGAACCAAAGAUGUUUCCAAAAUGGUGCUUCACAUGUGUGCAAACACAUAAUCUGUGCUUUUGAUCAGAAAAUUGAAAAUGGUAAAGUACAGAUUAGUGCACCUGGCGAAAACAAGUUCCUUGACGUAGCUCUAGUAAAAUGUGACACUGGUUAUGUUCCUAGUCAACAAGAGGUGAAAUGUCAGGCUUCGGGAAAAUGGCAGCCUGCAACGUGUACGAAAGGAAAAUUACCAAGUGAUUGUAAAGAAGUCCUUGAUAAGUUUCCUGAGGCGAAAAGUGGACAAUAUGAGAUAGAACUUUGGACAUCUGGUAAAAUUCUGACUGUGAAUUGUGACAUGGAAACAUAUGGCGGUGGUUGGACGAUAUUUCAUAGACGAAUGGACGGGUCAGUGGACUUUUAUCGCAACAUUACAGAAUAUGAGAAUGGCUUUGGGAACGUUGAUGGAGAGUUGUGGCUAGGUUUACAGUAUAUACAAGAACUAGCUGAGCAAGGUUCUACAGAGAUUCGUCUUGACAUGGCAAGAAAUGAUAGUACAACAGGACAUGAAACUUGUCAAGACUUUCAGUUAACAGAAGGAACAAAUUAUAAACUAAACAUUGAAUCAUGCACAAGUGUUGGCGUGACAGGAACAGGACUUGCUUAUAAUCAUCAAAUUCGAUUUUCCACUUAUGACCGUCAAUACGAUAUGUCAUCAGAUGGGAACUGCGCUGUAAAGGUACAUGGAGCCUGGUGGUAUAAUGAUUGUACCGCUGUCAAUCUAAAUGGAUUAUAUGUGGAACCAGGCACGUUAUGUGAAUUUCCCGGUGCCUUGGAUCGUUCUUGUGGACACUACCAUUAUGGGUUUGAUGAAAAUUAUGCAUUGAGAUCGUCAUCAAUGAUGAUACGAAGGAAAUAAAACAAGUAAUCGAAAUAACAGCUCUCUAAUUCUUAGAGUUCGGAAUGAUGUACUCAAAAGAUUUUUUUUUAUAUUUUUUUUUUUGCAUUAGAAAUUGUGUGAAUUUUAGAAUCUUAUCUAUGACUGUAGUCUGCUGUCAUACAUUGACAUUGUCAGUUAUCGGAUUGGUGACAUUAUCACAUAACAGCAUAUUAUCACGUAAUCAACAUUAAAUUACGUCACCGUAUAUAACUUUGUGAAAUCAUAAAAAAUACGCGACAUCAUAUAAUCUGUUGAAAUACUAUUAUCACAAGACAAUAUUUAACCAUUUGUCAGCAGGUAAUUACGUGACAACACAAAAUGAAAAAAGAACUUUUAUUUUUUAAAUCCUUUUUUUUUGUUUAAAUGUAUAUAUGUCUUGUUCUGUUAGAAUUUGUUUAAAUCAAAAUUAUAUCUGAUGAAAAUCUGAGGGCAUUGUCAUAUUUUAUGUUCAACACCAUUUUUUGUGUUUUCUACAGUAAAUGUGUUUCCUUUUUAACAAAAAAAAAUAAGCUAUUGUACGAGUAAAGAAGUUUUUGAAAAAAAGGGAAAAAUAAAAAAAAAAUAAAAAAAUAAAUAAGCAACCAAUAUAUAGAUAUAUUUAGAUGUAUAAAUCAAACGUUGAACUUAAUAAAUUCUUAUAGGGUUAGUGUUUUCAUCCUUAUAAACCGAUAAUGUUAAUUAUUACAAGCGCAAAAUAUACAUAAAGCGCCAAGUAUCUAAACAGCAUGUGUCGCGAUUAUAUUCUGAAUAAAGUUCAAACAACGUAAUAUAUAAUUCCCUUCUAUAGUGGAAAAAAAUUAACUGAUCAACUGGGCAAAACCCUAUCAUACAUGUAGUUUCAUAGCCUACGGACCAUAAUAAAAUAUAGUGUCGGAGGUUAAAAAAGAUGUUAGAUAGCCUCAGGGAUAUACACUUGGAUCUGAUAUUAUCCCUAAAAGUCCCCCCCCUCCCCCAGUACCUGUUACAUCCCCCAAAAUAUAAUUAAAAGUCAAUUUCUACAUUUAGUAUUCAUUACAACAAUAAUUUUAGAUAAUUUUCAUUAUACCUCUAUAGUAUUAGUUAUACAAGGGUAGCGGUAGGGGAUAAUAUCCAGAUAUUUUUCGAGGAUUUUGAGAACAUGACCCAUAAACUUAAGAGAUGUUUUGUUAAAAAAAAUGGGGAAGAGUGCAUGAUUUUUGCAGUGAUUAAAGGAAUGCAAACACUCACUGUCUAGGAUGGUAUCUUUAAACAUUUAAUCACUGUAACAUUGAAGAACCCAUUAUUUUUUUGAAGAUUUGAGAAUUACGUAUUAAAUAGUUAUAUAUUGAAACUUUCGAUGGGAAUUCUUUCUUGUAGAUAAGGAAAAUAAUAUACUUUAAUCAAUUGGGAAUAUGACCGAAUAUCGGCUAUAAAAUAUACCAAAAGGAAAUCCCUGAAUAUCAGAUCAUACGUCUUAUCCCUGUGAGGGAGACCUGAAAUGCAGAAAAAGUUAUUUUAUCUAUAUUUUAACUGGCAUUAGAUAUUUGACAAAAGUUGUCCAAUCACUGAUACAAGCAGUUUUGAUAUCAUGCAUUAUUAUUCACCAGUCCAUUACACGUAUCUUGUUUAAUGUUUUCACAUUUUUUUUUUGUAUUUUGAAUGGUUAUAUUGAUUAUAUUUUAUAUAUAUUUUCAGCGUUUAUGAUAUGUAUACCAGUUGUAUAUUGUAUGGUUCUACGUUAAUCGCCUAGACCAAUAUAUACUUUCAUAGGGACAGGUUGUUUUGUAAAAAUUGCAAAACAAUUGUGUUAUUUUCUACAUCAAAUGUGCUAACAAAUAUAUAAUUUCAUUGUUCAUUAUGUAUAAUUACUGUGUAAAAAAUGUAAAACAAAUGUACACAAUGUACCUAGACAAAUACAUACUUUUAUCGUGAAUAAUUGUUCUGUGAAAAAUGUGAAACAUAUCAAUAUAUGCUUCUGCAUUAUAUGUAUAGAAAAAUAUAUACUUUCAUAGUAUGUGAGACUUGUAAAUACAGUUGUAUUUUGUAUGGUUCUGACAAAUAUAUUCUUUCGUCGUUCAUGUUGUACAAUUACUGUGUGAAAACUGUAAAUCAAUUGUAUAUUAUAUGCUUCUUCAUUAAACAUACAGAAAAAUA